This is a messenger RNA of Drosophila novamexicana, 2376 nucleotides long. Its product is annotated as homeobox protein HMX3. The record is from RefSeq and is a predicted model, not a curated record. Gene Ontology annotation, molecular function: DNA-binding transcription factor activity, RNA polymerase II-specific; DNA binding. Bases 193 to 1758 code for a protein of 521 amino acids. Lineage: Eukaryota; Metazoa; Arthropoda; Insecta; Diptera; Drosophilidae. The transcript is spliced from 2 exons. Gene Ontology annotation, biological process: regulation of DNA-templated transcription.
CAGCGUCGUUUAACGUUUGUCGUUUAACGUUUAUCGUAGCGCGUUACACUGAUUGAUAUAAGUACUAAAUAUAUAUUUAUUAACAAGACGCAGACACAAAGUGCACACCGAAUUCUACGCACACAACAACCGAAUUUCCCCGACAUUCAAGUGCGCGCGUGUGUGUGAAAGAUUUGCCCCCCAAGUUCUUAAAUGCUCUGUCCGCCCACAAUGCGUCCGGCCAGCCCUGCCGAAUCCGAGAUUUCCGUCGGCGGUGCACCCAGCCCGCUGCCGGCCCAGCAUCAGCUGAAUCAGCAGCAACAUCUUCAUCAGCAUCCCCAUCAUCUCCAGCAGCUGCCACGCGAUCUGCUGCAGCAACAGCAGCUGCUGAUGCAACAACAUGCUGCAGCCGCUGCGGCGGCCGCUGCUGCCGCCGGACUGACGCGCGGUGCCGUCGGCACGCUGCCGGAGGAUUACUUCCAGCCGCUGAAGCGUCUGCGCAUGUCCUCCUCCUCAUCGGAGCCGCGCGAUCAGACGCCCAGUCCGCCACCAGCCCAACCCAAUCCAACUGCAGCCACAGCAGCAGCUGGCAAUGCACCGGGCAGCACAAAGUCCGCCAUCGAGGGCGUCAAGAGCUUCUCCAUAGCCGACAUUCUGGGCCACUCGGAGAAGCAGCGCUGUGCGUCCAGUUCACCACCGCCGACUGCCACGCUGCUGGCGCCACCGGCUGCCCGGCCAGUUGGUGGUCUGCUGCAUCCGCGCAGCGAACCGCUGGACAUGCAUCCGGCUGCGGCCGCCGCCAUGCUGCUGCCCGGCGCACAGAUAGUGCGUCCGUGGGAUCAUCUGCUGGGGCCGAUGCCCGUCCGGCCGUUCAUACCCUCCGCCCUCCUGCACUACGAGCAGCGCCUGGCCCUGGACUAUCAUCGCCAGCUGCAGGAGCACUUCAAUGCCCAGGCCCAGCUGCUGCGCCACAUGGGCAUGGACAUCAUACCCUCCGAGAGCGGCUCGGAUCGCUCCAGCUCCGCGGCCAGCGAUUGCUGCUCGCCGGAAAUAGCACGAGACUCGGCCGCUGCCGCUGCCGUCGCCGCCGGCGCCGCCCUGCGCCGCAGCCAUAGCCCCCAGUCCUCAGCGCAAGCAGCCCAGGCAGAGCGGGAACGUCAUGCAUCCAGCGGCUCCGGCAAUGCCGCCUCGAGUCCCGCCCAGGCGGCGGGCAGCGCACAGAACAACACCGCCGCCGCCGCUGCCGCCGAGGCCAAGGCCAAGGCCAAUGGCACCCCGCUCGAUGCGCUCUUCCAGAUGACAACCAAGGACUUUGAUGAGUCACAAGACAAAUCGCACUUGGACAUAUUCUCGAACCGACCGCAGCCGAAGAAGAAGCGCAAAUCGCGCACCGCAUUCACCAACCAUCAGAUCUUUGAGCUGGAGAAGCGUUUUCUCUAUCAGAAAUAUCUGUCGCCCGCCGAUCGUGAUGAGAUCGCCGCCUCGCUGGGCCUCUCGAAUGCACAGGUGAUCACCUGGUUCCAGAAUCGCCGCGCCAAGCAGAAGCGCGACAUUGAGGAGCUGAAGAAGGAUUUCGACAGCGUCAAGGUCUUCUCGGCGCACAAAUCCUUUCUGGAGAACGUCAACGAUCUGAGCAUACUCAAGAAGAAGCCCAUGCAUGAGGCGGAUAUGGUUGGCCUCGCUGCCGCAGCAGCUGCCGCUGGCAUGGUGGGCGUGGGCGUGGGCGUAGGCGUGCCCGUAUCCGCAGCCCAGGCAGCGCUGGCAACGCCCCCGAAAUGAAGGGGAGGGCGGCGGGCUGCGUUCAGCGCACAUGCAACCUGAUGAACGGUACAGAAAGCGAGCAAAGUAUUGAGGAGGACAUUAUCAUCAAGCGACAGCAUCAAGCGCUUCGCAUUUUGUUUAAUUUUGGAGCCGGGCCAGGGCCAGAUUCAGCGCCAGGUCAGGCCGGGACACUCCGGCUACGGCUCUCUAGAGAUUUUAUUUGACACGGAUGUGACAAUCUAAUGACAACCCGGCAAAGGUCGCGAAUGAGGCACAGGCACGACUUGCCACGCCUUGCCACGCCUUGCCACGCCUCUGGGCCACACCCGGACCAAGGCCUAAUUUCGGGCCAUCAUCUGCAAAACCCACCAGCUUCGACACAAGGGCAAGGAGUCGCAAACUCAGUUGCCAAUUUGAAAUACCCAAUCGGCUCUUUUCAGAGCCACCAAAGCAAACGCCAAAGAGUCUCAAAUACGUUCAAUGUGAGCCCAGCUUCAAUAAAGAUCAGAAACAGAAGCUGACAGUAUUUUUAUUUUAGCAAAUAAAUUUUACCUCGACUCAAAGCAAGUGUACAUGCGAUAAACUUUGUCAUUUUUGGCACGAAGUUUGACAGAAAAGUCGAACAGCUUUAUAUUC